Molecule: messenger RNA, 1978 nt
Organism: Spirodela intermedia
Lineage: Eukaryota; Viridiplantae; Streptophyta; Magnoliopsida; Alismatales; Araceae
Source: the annotation of a GenBank genome assembly
AUGGCUGAUCUUAAGUGCAGGGCGAAGGGCAGCCCCAAAGGCGAUAAUGUCUCCGCAAGGGUGGCCCUUCUGUUCAAGGAGGUUCUUCCAUGGGAGCUCAGUUAUGAAGCUGCCCAAAGCACGAGCCUCUCUCGUCCGAUUUUUUCGGCAGAGGGGUUUUGGAACGCCUCCAGCGGACAGCUCUGCAUGGUGGCUUGCGCCGGCGUGGAUCCCUCGAGGUGCAACCUCCGCAUCUGCCUGUAUAUGCCGACGUCUUUCUCCCUUACCCAGAGAAACGCCGUAGUAGGGAGCAUCUUCCGCAUCAGCGAGAGUGGGGACCUUUCUACUUUCGCUCUGUUGUUCGGACGGGCCAUAAAAGCCGGUCAAGACAUUGAUGACGGUAGAGAACUGCCCCCUUUGCUCGUUGAAUCCGGGCUGUCGUAUGAGUACUCAAAGACCAAGAAGGCCGCUGACUUCCCCCAUAUCGACGAGGCCUUCAGCAACGGUGGUGAUAUGAACAGAGCUUUGCUCAAGUAUCCAAGGAUGAACGAAGGCGUUGACCUCUGCCGUGAUCUCAUGCUCUCCGUCUCUGCGUUGCCCGUCCAGGGGUCAGGUAGCAGUUCAGGGAGUGGAUAUUUUAGACUUCAAAUACUUACUCUGGGCUCCAAGUUUUGCGACUAUGGUCUCUAUCAGCCGUCAGGAAACUCGCCUGACAAACCUGCUCAAGCUGCCGCAUCAACUCUGAAUGUCUCAGCAGAGCUCGCGAUCACCAGGAAUCCUCGCAAGAAGUCCAUGAUGCUGUCCCUGGAGGGUCUGUACAGCCAGGCGACCGGAAAGAUGUACCUGGUCGGCUGCAGAGUUGCCCCUGUUCCGAGGAAAACAGUAUGUAACAUCACUGACUGGCAACAUCUGGAUUGUGAGAUUAAGGUUGAGAUCCAGUAUCCACCCACGACUCUCCGAGGGCUGACUAUGCCAACAGCCACAGUCUCGAUAGAAAGCAACCGACCUAAAGACAAAGAUCCCCUCUACUUCGAUCCAGUCAAACUACAGACAUCCGCAAUCAUGUACAGAAGUCAAAGUGAGGAGAUACUCUCCGACAGACAAGUGGAAGUGGUCCUCCGGAUUUCAACACUGUCAAUAGUCGCGGCUUGCAUACUGAGCCAGCUGCUUUAUGUCAAGCAAACAAGUGCCGAUGCCCCCUACGUAUCUCAUGUCAUGCUGGGCAUCCAAGCUCUUGGGUAUGGUCUUCCAUUGAUCACAGGGGCAGAUGCUCUCUUCACAACGCUAUCGCAAAGACACCAUGCGUCAUCAUAUCAAUACGAUCUCCAACGUGACGGGUCAUUCCAAAUUGCGGACUUUAUUGUGAAGUCCCUUGUACUGACGGCAUUUCUUCUCACUCUAAGGCUCUGGCAGAAAGUGUGGGAGUCGCGCAUCCGGUUACCAACAGGGGUGCCAAGUGAUAAGCGGGUGCUCGUGGUAUGCUUGAUCCUUCAUGCGGUUGGAUUUCUGGUCAUCCUUCUCACAAAUCCAAAUACCCAUCUUCAUGAGCCUACUGGAACAGACAUUUAUAAUAGUUCCCAAAGUCCGAGUCAUGGGAUUAAACAUUGGGGAGCCCGAUUGGAGCAGUAUGCAGGUCUGAUGCAAGAUUUCUUCCUACUUCCUCAGGUCGUCGGAAACAUAAUAUGGCAGAUCAAGUGCAGACCUCUGAGAAAAGGCUACUACCUGGGCAUAACCUUGAUUAGGCUUCUUCCCCAUGCUUACGACUACAUUAGAGCUCCGCUGAUGAACGCCUACUUUGACCAAGGGUAUGAGUUUGUGGACCCUGAUUUGGGAUUCUACUCCAGAACAGGGGAUGUUUUCAUACCAUUAGUUGGAGUUUUACUGGCAGUCGUGGUCUAUUUCCAGCAGAGAUGCGGCAGCCGUGGGGGAGCCAAAUGGAUGUCGUGGUUGGGCCUUGGUAGGCUUUGGUCUCCGGCGUCGGGAGGCUACGACAGGGUAG